UUGACCAAAUCUGUGUUUCUACAUUUCGUUCUGCAGUUCGCAAAAGACAAAGGUUAUUAAAGGAAUAUCUAAUCAAAAUAAAGUUCAAUUAUUACCAAAAUACAUUCUUAGACCAAUAAAACCAAUACAACAUCAAUAUGAUAAGAUUUUUGUGUCAAUACAAUUCCAAUUAUGGCACUGAUUCAUUAUAUUUAUGAGUCUGUAAAGAGUGUCCAGUUACAAUUUAAAUUUCAAAGUAGCAACUUGUAAAACAUGGCAUUAGAAAAAAUGUUAAUAGGUUUGGCGGCAGUUGUUGUCAUUUGUUACAUUUUCAAAAAAUUAAUUGAAAUGGUGUUGGUAAUAUUCUAUGUUCAAAAAAUGCCAGGACCGCCGAAAUUUAAUUUAUUUUUCGGAAAUAUGCGCCCGUUACACGGCACUUCAGCUCAAAUUUUUAAUGUUUUACGCAAGUGGGGUCUUGAGUAUUACCCAAUUUACAAGUUAUGGUUAUUUUUUGUAAGCGUAGCCAACAUAAUGAGUCCAGAAGACUUGGCGCUUAUUUUACCCGACAUGAAACACUCAAAAAAGAGCAAAGCGUAUGACUUGAUCAACAAAUGGUUAGGAAAAGGUUUAUUGACAAGUUAUGGGACCCAUUGGCAAGUGAGACGGAAAAUUCUAACACCAGCUUUCCAUUUCAGUAUUUUGCAAGACUUUAUUUUGACUUUUAAUGAAAGUACGGAAGAGUUGGUUGAAAUUCUUAAAAAGGAAGUUGGAAAACCGUUUGUUGAAAUAACUCCAUUGGUAACUCAAUUUACUUUGAAAGUUAUUGGAGAAACUGCGAUGGGUGUUAAAUUUGACUUCAACACCAAACAGGCAAAAGAAUACAAAGAAGCUUUUCACAAACUCAUUUCCAUUCUGUUGCACCGAAUUUUCCGACCUUAUUUAGCUUACACCAUUUUCUACAUCUUUAGUCCCAAAUUUUAUGAAGAAAGGAAAUUAGUCAGACUUUUGCAUAACUUCACCAAUGAUAUUAUCGCCAAAAGACGAAACGAUUUUCAUCGAGGAACUGUUAAUACCCAAAAGAAAAAACGGUUAGCAAUGUUAGAUCUACUUCUGACAGCUCAGAAAGAAGAAGGGAUCAUCGACGAUGAAGGAAUUCGAGAAGAAGUGGACACUUUUAUGUUUGAAGGUCACGAUACCGUUUCAGCAGCCAUAAAUUUCACUCUGCUGACAUUAGCAAAUCAUCCAAAAGUUCAAGAAGAAAUUGUGCAAGAAAUGAAGGAUGUUUUAGGAGACGUAAAAAAGAAACCGCUUUACAAUGAUUUGCAAGAAUUAAAAUACAUGGAAAGGGUCAUAAAAGAAGUCCUAAGGCUUUAUCCAAGUGUACAUUACAUUUCUCGUGAGUUGGGUAAAGAUUUGGUCACAGCAACUGGUUAUAAAUUGAAGAAAGGGACAAUUUUGCAAUUGCACAUCUACGAUCUUCAUUAUAAUCCAGUCAUUUAUCCGGACCCGGAAAAAUUUGACCCGGAUCGCUUCCUACCGGAAAAUUGUGACAAAAGACAUCCGUAUGCUUAUAUUCCAUUUAGUGCAGGACCUAGGAAUUGUAUAGGCCAAAGAUUUGCAAUGCUGGAAUUGAAGACAGUCCUCUGUGGUCUUUUAUCAAACUUUAUUCUGCAACCUGUGGAUACUCCUGAAAGUGUGGUUCUGGUCGAAGAUAUAGUUUUGAGAACCAAGGACAGUAUAAAAGUCAAAUUUGUACCAAGGGAAAUGUAAUAUUUUUCUCAAAUUGUUAUUUCUUGUUUUUAAAAACAAAUGUUUAUCUUAAUAAAUUAGUCAA
Molecule: messenger RNA, 1813 nt
Organism: Tribolium madens (black flour beetle)
Lineage: Eukaryota; Metazoa; Arthropoda; Insecta; Coleoptera; Tenebrionidae
Product: cytochrome P450 4C1-like
Exons: 4
Coding region: 253-1749 (498 amino acids)
Molecular function (GO): iron ion binding; heme binding; monooxygenase activity
Source: RefSeq, a predicted model, not a curated record